AUGCUGUGUUUGCUGCUGCUACAACUGCUGCUACAACAACUGCUGCUGCUACUACUACUGCUGAUACUUUUGUUUCUGUUGUUGUUCGAGAUUGUUGAAGUUGUAAACGCCUUGUCCGUUGCAUUUAUUAAAACUGGAAACAAACUGCCAAAUGUAUACCCACAAGAAAAGACAUUGUGGAUAGAUGAAGAAGAUGAUGAAUAUGGAAAUGAUAGUGAUGAUUGUGACGAUGAUGAUGAUUACAAUGAUGAUGAUGACGACGAUGAUGAUGGCGACGAUGACGACGAUGAUGAAUUUCAAGAAGAAGAAAAACAUAAUGAUGAUAGAAAUGAUGAUGGAGAUAGCGAAGACAAUGAUAAUGAGGAGGGUGAUGAAAAUGACGAUGAUGGCGAGGACGACGAUGAAGAUGACGAAGCCGUUAGCGACAAUUUCAAAUACGAUGACGAAGAUGUUGAUCAUAAUAAUGAUAAGGACAUUGGCGAUGAAGAGAUAGAGAUAAUUUAUAGUUUGCAAUCUUCUGCACGGCUUAACGUAUUUUCAAUGAAUGGGGCUAUUAAUAGUAGGAGCCUGUCAAAAUUUGACUGA
Helobdella robusta is the source of this 585-nucleotide messenger RNA. RefSeq lists its product as hypothetical. The transcript has 3 exons. The record is from RefSeq and is a predicted model, not a curated record. Lineage: Eukaryota; Metazoa; Annelida; Clitellata; Rhynchobdellida; Glossiphoniidae. The coding region runs from base 1 to 585 and encodes 194 amino acids.